CUCCAAGCAGGUCGGACUUAAUCGAGCUCCAAGCAUGGCGUCCAAAUUCCCUCCCGUGCAAGGGGGAGGCUCCCUAAUAGUCGCUUGGCAAACCAAGUCGAAACAUAUCCUGGUGGUUGGCGGUGGAGAGGUGGCUGCAGGUCGUAUCCUGCACGCCCUCAACGCCGACGCCAACGUAACCGUGGUCUGCCCGGUAUCCGGGCUGAACGAGGAAGUGGCCUUCCGGGUCGCCGAGGGCCAGGUCACCCACGUCGAUAGGAAUUUCGAGCCCGCCGAUCUGGACGGAGCCGACAUGGUUCUUUGCGCCAUCGACGACCCGGAGGCCUCCACGCAGGUCUGGAAGCUGUGCAAGGAGAAGCGCAUCCCCGCGAACAUCGCCGAUGUGCCGCCGGAGUGUGAUUUCUACUUCGGGAGCGUAUACCGGGAUGGGCCGUUGCAGGUCAUGGUCAGCACCAAUGGGAAUGGACCCAAGUUGGCAAGUAUCGUCCGGAAGAAGAUCGCGAGCACCUUGCCGGAUAACAUGGGCGCAGCGAUAGACAACGUGGGCCGGCUGCGGAAGAAGCUGAGGGAGAUAGCCCCGAGGACGGAGGAAGGACCUAAGAGGAUGAAGUGGAUGUCGGGGGUGUGCGAGUCGUGGAGCCUGGACGACCUUGUGGAGAUGAACGACGCCGAUAUGGAGGGUCUGUUGGCCCACUACGAAUCCGGGAAGAUCCCAGCCUUGAACGAGGUCCGAGCCUCGCAGUAGACCUCGUAGCAUUUUGUUCACCCUUCAAUGGACGCCCUCGACAGCUGAUGGCCCGUCUUGGGGAAUCAUUACGAAUGAUGGGUCAGUGAUCGAACGGGUAACGAGAAGAAACGUGCGACGCUCGCAUAACGAUGUUAUUUUGUACAUAUAAAAAACCCGCUUGCAAGUAAAUGAAGAGCCUGAAGUAAAAU
Aspergillus heteromorphus CBS 117.55 is the source of this 936-nucleotide messenger RNA. Its product is annotated as bifunctional precorrin-2 dehydrogenase/sirohydrochlorin ferrochelatase MET8. Lineage: Eukaryota; Fungi; Ascomycota; Eurotiomycetes; Eurotiales; Aspergillaceae. The transcript has 3 exons. Gene Ontology annotation, biological process: siroheme biosynthetic process. Bases 35 to 745 code for a protein of 236 amino acids. The record is from RefSeq and is a predicted model, not a curated record. Gene Ontology annotation, molecular function: precorrin-2 dehydrogenase activity; protoporphyrin ferrochelatase activity.